UCGGUCUUCCUCCUCUUUAUUUCCACAACUGUUUUCCGGUUUUUCAAAUAUCAAGCAUGAUUCGACACAGCCCAUAUCUUCGUGUUUUAAGUCUGGCUACAUUAUCAAAGGUUGGUACAAGAUGCUUGAUGGCACAGGCUAGUCAAGCAAAUGAACAUAUAAUCAGAAAUGAAGAAUACGCUGAUCUUGAUUGGAAUAAUUUGGGAUUUGGCCUUACACGAACCGAUUACAUGUACGUAGCUAAAUGCACAAACGACGACAGUUUUGAGGGUCAUUUGAGGGAUUAUGGUAACAUUGAAUUAAGCCCGGCUGCUGGAGUCCUAAACUAUGGCCAGGGAAUUCUUGAAGGUACAAAAGCGUUUAGAAGAGACGAUGGCGGGAUUUUACUAUUUCGACCAGACCAAAAUGCAAUUCGGAUGCAAAUUGGAGCCGAGAGAAUGUGCAUGCCAUCCCCAACCGUACAAGAAUUUGUAGAUGCCAUGAAACAAACUGCCUUGGCUAACAAACGUUGGAUUCCACCUCUAGGGAUGGGAUCACUUUACAUUAGGCCUUUGCUCAUCGGCAGUGGACCUACAUUGGGUGUAUCUCCUGCUCCAGAGUACACAUUUUUAGUAUAUGCCUGUCCUGUUGGCAAUUAUUUUAAGGGCGGUAUGCAGCCAUUGAACUUAUACGUUGAAGAUGAGUUUCAUCGUGCAACUCGUGGUGGAGUAGGAUGUGUUAAAAGCAUCACGAAUUAUGCCCCGGUAUUAAAAGCAAUAUCAAAAGCAAAGGGACAAGGAUUCACAGAUGUUGUGUACCUUGAUUCGAUCCACAAGAAAUACAUUGAGGAAGCUAGUUCUUCAAACAUUUUCCUAGUGAAGGGGAACGUUAUUGCAACUCCUGCUACAAUGGGUACUAUUCUUGAAGGGAUCACAAGAAAGAGUAUUAUCGAUAUAGCACGCGACUUAGGAUACAAGGUCGAGGAACGUUCUAUUGCGGUAGAAGAGUUAAUGGAAGCCGAUGAAGUUUUCACAACCGGAACAGCCGUUAGUGUUGCCACUGUUGGUAGCAUAACAUACCAGAAUCAAAGAGUGGAGUAUAAAACUGGUGAUGGGCUAGUGAGUCGCAAAUUAUACGAGACGCUAUUAGGGAUUCAAGUUGGAAAGAUUGAAGACAAAUACAAUUGGGUUAUUGACAUUGAUCCAAAAUCUUAAGAGUUUUAACUGUAUUAUUUGUUAAAUGGAAGCCAUAUCAAUAAUUGAAUGAAAGGAUAAGCAGAUAAUUCUUAAACGGUAUGUCAUUGAAAUGGACUAAACAUUAACUAACACCCAAUUAGUGAAAUAUUUUUAAUAAUAUUUUGAGGUAAUUUUUUUCA
Molecule: messenger RNA, 1354 nt
Organism: Erigeron canadensis
Lineage: Eukaryota; Viridiplantae; Streptophyta; Magnoliopsida; Asterales; Asteraceae
Product: branched-chain-amino-acid aminotransferase 2, chloroplastic-like
Exons: 10
Coding region: 57-1193 (378 amino acids)
Biological process (GO): branched-chain amino acid metabolic process
Molecular function (GO): branched-chain-amino-acid:2-oxoglutarate transaminase activity
Source: RefSeq, a predicted model, not a curated record